AUGUCGGCCGCGCAGCUUCUCAACCCCAAGGCCGAGUCCCGAAGGAGGGGUGAAGCUCUGAAGGUCAACAUCAAUGCUGGUAUUGGUCUGCAGGAGGUCCUCAGGUCCAACCUUGGCCCUCUUGGUACAAUUAAGAUGCUGGUUGACGGCGCUGGACAGAUCAAACUGACCAAGGAUGGAAACGUUCUCUUGAGAGAAAUGCAAAUCCAAAAUCCAACCGCCGUCAUGAUUGCCCGAGCCGCGACCGCCCAGGACGAUAUUUGCGGAGAUGGUACUACUUCGGUUGUGCUGUUGGUUGGUGAGCUCUUGAAGCAGGCGGACAGAUACAUCUCAGAAGGGCUGCACCCUCGUGUCAUCUGUGAUGGGUUCGAAAUUGCCAAGGCCGAGGCCCUCAAGUUCCUCGAUGACUUCAAGCUACCCAAAGAGGUCGACCGAGAACUACUCCUAAACGUGGCGCGCACAUCUCUCGCCACCAAGCUCAACUCUACGCUUGCGAAGAAGCUCACGCCCGCUAUAGUCGAUGCUGUUCUCGCAAUUUACCAAGAACCUGCCAAGCCCGAUUUGCACAUGGUUGAAAUCAUGAAGAUGCAGCAUCGUACCGCUGCCGACACCCAGCUAAUUCGUGGCCUUGCUCUGGAUCACGGUGCUCGUCACCCAGAUAUGCCCAAGAGACUGGAGAACUGCUACAUCUUGACCAUGAAUGUCAGCUUGGAAUACGAGAAGACUGAAAUCAACUCUGGCUUCUUUUACUCUAGCGCCGACCAACGCGACAAGCUUGUGGAGAGUGAGCGCCGAUUUAUCGAUGCCAAGUUGAAGAAGAUUGUGGAUCUGAAGAAGGAACUCUGUGGAACAGACGGCAAGAAGAACUUUGUCAUUAUUAAUCAAAAGGGAAUCGAUCCACUGUCCCUGGAUGUGCUGGCCAAGAACGGCAUCCUCGCGCUUCGACGUGCUAAGCGAAGAAACAUGGAGCGUCUGCAGUUGAUCUGUGGUGGCGUGGCUCAGAACACCGUUGAUGACCUGUCUGCUGAUGUUCUUGGAUGGGCUGGGCUUGUCUAUGAACAGACUCUGGGUGAGGAGAAGUACACCUUCAUUGAGGAGGUGAAAGACCCCAAGUCUGUGACUCUCAUGAUCAAGGGGCCUAACCAGCACACCAUCGCUCAAGUGACCGAUGCUGUCAGAGACGGAUUAAGAAGCGUCUAUAACAUGAUUGUUGACAAGAGCGUUGUUCCUGGUGCGGGGGCGUUCCAACUAGCCUGCGCUCUUCACUUGAAGAGUGACACUUUUUCCAAAACAGUCAAGGGAAAAGCCAAGUCUGGCGUCCAGGCCUUUGCCGACGCUCUGCUUAUUAUCCCCAAGACGCUGGCUGCCAACGCGGGCCAUGACGUUCAGGAUGCUUUGGCUGCUAUGGAGGACGAAUUCAAUGACGGGGACGUUGUUGGACUGAACUUGGAGAGCGGAGAACCUAUGAGCCCCGAGUUGGAGGGUGUCUUUGACUCGUUCCGGGUACUGAGGAACUGCAUUGCUUCCAGCUCUAGCAUUGCAUCCAACCUCUUGCUUUGCGAUGAGUUGUUGAAGGCUCGGCAAAUGGGUAGAGCUGCAGGUCCUGGCCCUGGAAUGGACGGCCCUGAUGACCACAUGUAA
Metarhizium brunneum ARSEF 3297 is the source of this 1641-nucleotide messenger RNA. RefSeq names its product T-complex protein 1 subunit zeta (gene cct6). Gene Ontology annotation, molecular function: ATP-dependent protein folding chaperone; ATP binding; ATP hydrolysis activity. Gene Ontology annotation, biological process: protein folding. Lineage: Eukaryota; Fungi; Ascomycota; Sordariomycetes; Hypocreales; Clavicipitaceae. The record is from RefSeq and is a predicted model, not a curated record. Gene Ontology annotation, cellular component: chaperonin-containing T-complex.